This is a messenger RNA of Helicoverpa armigera (cotton bollworm), 2508 nucleotides long. RefSeq names its product protein windbeutel (gene wbl). Gene Ontology annotation, biological process: protein secretion. NCBI's taxonomy places the organism in Eukaryota, Metazoa, Arthropoda, Insecta, Lepidoptera, Noctuidae. Gene Ontology annotation, cellular component: endoplasmic reticulum lumen; endoplasmic reticulum. The coding region runs from base 163 to 921 and encodes 252 amino acids. The record is from RefSeq and is a predicted model, not a curated record. The transcript is spliced from 2 exons.
UAUAAAAACAAACUGGAAUUGAAUGUGUCAAAGUGUCAAUAAAACAGCGACAGUUCGACAAAAUAUAUUCACGGUGUUACUUUAUCAGCUAUUAUUUCGUAAAAUAUAUUCAUUGGUGAAAGAUAGAACCUUCCAGGCUGUGGACGUAUUCAGUACCUAACCAUGCGGCGUUAUCUGUUACUGUUAAACAUUGUUUUAAUUAUUCCUUUAGCAUAUCAGGCGACGACCACGACCGGAUCCGUUGAAUUAGACGAAUUCUCCUUUGAUAAAAUAACAAAGAAAUUCGAAGCUAGCCUUAUUAAAUUUGAUGUGGCGUUCCCGUACGGUGACAAGCAUGAAGCUUUCGUGGCUCUCGCAAAGGACGCGAAAGACGUGGAUGAUCUUUUGAUUGCCGAAGUUGGUGUGAAAGAUUAUGGUGAAAAAGAUAAUGAGGCUCUCGCGAAGAAAUACGGAGCCAGCAAAGACAAUUUUCCAGUGGUUAAGCUGUUCGUGAAAGGCAAAUCCGAGCCGAUACCUUUCGACGACGCAAAGGGAUUCAAUAGCGACGAGCUUCGUCGUUUUGUGCGAGAGAAUACCGGCAUUUAUUUAAGUUUGCCGGGCUGCGUGAAGGACCUCGAUAAAUUAGCCAUACAGUUCAUGAAGAGCAAGAAAGAUGACCGAAAGAAAGUUCUCAAAAAAGCUGAAGAUUAUGUCAAAAAUAUGGAUAAGGAGUCAUCAUCGGGAAAGAUCUACAAAACAAUAAUGGAGAAGAUUCUAGAGAAAGGUGAUGAAUUUGUUCAAUUUGAGAAUGAAAGAGUGAAGAAGUUGCUCAGUGAAAAGGUAUCUAAUGAGAAGAAGAAGCAAUUAGGAGUCAGAAUUAAUAUUUUACAGACAUUCCAAUUAUUUGACAAGCAGUCCAAGUUAGUUAAAGAGGACCUGUGAUUGGCCACUCGUCUUUUAGCACUUAUUAAUUAAUUCCACAUGGUAGUUUGAUACUCCUAUGAAAUAUAUUUCUCACUGUUUUUAAUGAGAUGAAUGCCCAAAUAUUUGAAAGUUACUUUUUGAAAAAGUAAUUAUUAAUGACAUUAUAUCACUUCAUGUUUACUGAAGUGAUUCAUGUUAAAUUCAAAUUUCAGCAUAUUUUAUAUUUGAUUAUCUGUAUUUUACAUGUGAGACUUUAUUUCAAAAUUAUUUUUUAAAAAUAUAUGUAUAGUACCUACUAUUAUUUUCUUCCUAUUAUAAACUGACCAUAAAAAUACUGUGGUGAUUAUGACUAUUUCUCUCUAAACUUAUUUAUUUAUAUCAUUGAACUUAUAUGAAUAUUUUAUAAACUAAACAUAUAAAAAUGCUCCAGUUAUUUUUAUAUGAGCAUAUUUGAUAAUAUUCAUGAAAAUAUACUCCUUAUUCUUCAAAACUCAUUUGUUCAUAGAUUCUCAUCGCAUUCAAAUAGGACAAUAACCAGAUUAAAUAGUUUAAGGUCUCUGCACACAGCGGGCGCGGCGCGGCGGGACGGGACGGCGACGCGACGCUGAGCAGUUAUAAUGUACUAAAUACUACGGAGGCCGCCACACAGACCCGUCCCGCUCGACGCGACGCGACGCGACGAUCUAGUACAUUGUGUCACGUCGCCGUCCCGUCCCGCCGCGCCGCGCCCGCUGUGUGCAGAGACCAUUAACUGCUUGUAUGUCAAAAUUUAUAAAUCCAUUGUGUCUCGCGUUUAUCUACGCUCCUUCAUUCAAUGAGUUAAUGACAGUUACAUUAAAAAGGUUUCCUUCAAAAGAGUAUCAUGAUCAGCAGCAUUGCAUUGCAUUUGUCAAGUUGGGGACAACUUCUAACUAGGCACAACUGAAUAUAUUUUACAACAGUACAGAAGCAAUUAUGAAUAUUGUACGUAUUAUUACCAAAGCAUUUAUAAAAAAACAUUCCAAUAGCUGUAAUGAUAGUGUGGAUGACUGGUUUUAUAUCAAUUGUUACCGUUAACUAAACAGUCAUGGUUGGCCGGUCCCAUUUAACCCUGUUUUGUGCCAGUAACAGGUUUUAGUGCAAUCUUGCUGUGUAUGUAUCAUUUACCUGUUUUCAGUUUUUACAGCUAUGAUUUUGUUUGCAUCGAUUUCAUUUUAGACUACUUUCAUUAAUGAUUGUCAUGUAAUAAGUUCUCUUAGUUUUUAACUUGGAGCUGCACAAAUCUGGCAUUAGUUACUUAAAAUUCUUUUGGAAAUGGAACAGCAAUUUUAGAGCUAAACUUACAAACAAAACCGGGUAUCUGUUAAACUGCAGACAGAGCUGCAUUUUUUAAAUAAUUAUUACUGUUAUGUUACAUCAUGAGGUUAUUUUUAUGAGAUUUUUAUUGUUUCUGAAAGAAUUCCUGAAAUUGAUCACUAUGGUUGGCACACCAUUUACCAUUAUGAGCAUAUCUUAGUAUUAUAUAGUGUAUAGUAAUUUAGGUUUAUUUUAAAGUUAUUUCUGAUGUGUUAGGUAUUGAUGCACAAUUGUGUGUGAUUGCAAUAAAUUUAAAAUUAAAAUGUGCAA